Molecule: messenger RNA, 521 nt
Organism: Sphaeroforma arctica JP610
Lineage: Eukaryota; Ichthyosporea; Ichthyophonida
Exons: 1
Source: RefSeq, a predicted model, not a curated record
AUGUCCAAACUAGACAAAAGGGCGAGCAGCAAUCUGGCAAUACUAGAGGUUGGUUUAGAAGCUCCAGAUCCAUUCAGCGAUGAUGUCAACUCGGGCAAUACCUCGCAAAUAUCAGAAACCUCACUGGAAGGUGUCAAUUCAUUAGUAUCAUUGCCCCAAUUUUUUUCGUCCUUUUGGCGUACGAACUCCGAAAAAGAGUCCGGUGAGGAAGAGUCAGGGCUGGGUGCAACUGCGAGCAAUAUAGACUUUUCAAGUGGCAGUAGAGACCGUAUGCAUGCUGCUUCAGAGUUGAACCUACGAUAUGUGGGGACAUCUGGAAGUAACAGUACAAAUACAGAUAUGAGACAAGCGCAGCCCCAUAUGGAAAAAAACAAACUGACCAGAACUAGGAGUGAGGCUGCGAAUGGCAUCAGUACAUUUGUGGAAAGCUCGAGUAAAUAUGUGAGCAAUCUGUUCAAUGAGGUGAAGCGGAACAACAGCAAUAGAAUGUCAAAAAUAACCCGUUGGCGACAAGGGGACUG